Molecule: messenger RNA, 1282 nt
Organism: Ipomoea nil (Japanese morning glory)
Lineage: Eukaryota; Viridiplantae; Streptophyta; Magnoliopsida; Solanales; Convolvulaceae
Product: chlorophyllase-2, chloroplastic
Exons: 2
Coding region: 88-1038 (316 amino acids)
Biological process (GO): chlorophyll catabolic process
Molecular function (GO): chlorophyllase activity
Source: RefSeq, a predicted model, not a curated record
GGGGUUAUAAGGGCCACACAAAAUUACUUUAUCCCAACUCCCAAGCAAACAGCAUAGACUUUAGACUUGGACUCUCAUCAGCUAGCCAUGGCAGUGACUUUCUCAUCAUCUUCUUCUACUGCUACUAACAUCUUUGAUGUUGGCAAAUACACAGUUGAGUUGGUGAGUGUUGAACCCCAUAAAUGCACUUCACACCCCCCUCCAAAGCCACUCUUGAUUGCCACCCCUUCAGAAGCUUCUGCAGGGGCUUUCCCAAUCUUCUUGUUUCUUCAUGGCUAUCUUUUCUACAACUCUUUCUACUCUCAGCUCAUUCAACACAUCGCUUCUCAUGGCUUCAUUGUUGUUGCUCCCCAGCUAUAUAGUGUAGCAGGGGCAGAUGCAACUGAAGAGAUAAAAUGCACAGCCCAAAUCACAAACUGGCUCCCUGAAGGACUACACAAUUUCCUUCCUCCCCAUGUCCACCCAAACACACAAAAGAUAGCUUUGGGAGGCCAUAGCCGCGGGGGGAAAGUUGCAUUCGGGCUAGCUCUAGGCAAGAUAGCCAGGACUGAUCUCAAACUCUCGGCCUUGAUAGGCGUGGACCCUGUUGAUGGAAUGGACAAAGGGAAACAGACUCCCCCUCCUGUCCUAACCUACAUUCCCCAGUCCUUUGAUCUUGGCAUGGCUGUGAUGGUGAUCGGGUCAGGCCUCGGGGAGGUGAAGAGGAACCCUCUAUUCCCUCCUUGCGCCCCCAAGGGGGUGAACCACCGGGAUUUCUACCAGGAGUGUCGUGGACCGGCUUGUUACUUUGUGGCUAAAGACUAUGGGCAUGUUGACAUGCUUGAUGAUGAGACUGGAGGGGUUCGCGGGAAGGCUACUUAUUGUUUGUGCAAGAAUGGGAAGGAGAGGGCGGCGAUGAGGGCGUUUGUUGGGGGCGCUGUGGUGGCUUUCUUGAGAGGUUAUUUGGAAGGAGAUUUCAGCUCACUGGCAGCCAUUAGAGACAGGCAUGAAGAAAUUGCACCAGUUGAGCUCCAGACAGUAGCUUUCCAAGAAAAUUAAACCACUAAACAUAUAUGGUUGGUUGCUUAUAAUACUUAUACAUAUGGAGGAGAAAGGGAAAAUUUGUUGCAAAUCAAUGGUGAGUAAUGUGUAUGUAUUACCACAAUGAAUAGCUGAAUUAAUGUUCCAAGAAAACCAGUAAAGUAAACUUGCUUAUUGAGGAGAAAGGGAAGGUUUAAUUUGUUGCAAAUCAAUGGAGAGUUAUGUGUGUGUAUUGCCACAAUGAAUAGCUGAAUUAAUGUUU